Messenger RNA from Temnothorax curvispinosus, 2632 nucleotides. RefSeq lists its product as uncharacterized. Lineage: Eukaryota; Metazoa; Arthropoda; Insecta; Hymenoptera; Formicidae. The record is from RefSeq and is a predicted model, not a curated record. Bases 1220 to 2620 code for a protein of 466 amino acids. The transcript has 5 exons.
CACAUUCCAUGCACGUGUUGAAUAAUAUAUAUUUUUUUAAUAAGUUGGAUGUCGAAAAAACAUACUUUCGAUGUUAAAAUUGGACUGCCUCGUAAAUUAUAACCCGUACUUUAAGGGCCACUUCGACCAAGCUCCGAUUAACUUAAUCGCGGCGUUGAUUAGUCAUUUGUCAAUCUGUUUCAUGAGCGAUUGGUCAUUUCCAAUGGACUAAUCAACGAUUAAAUUAAUCGGAGCUUGGUCGAAGUCUUAAAUAUCGCGAGUUCUAGUUCCGAGCAACGUGUGUUUAUUAUUUACUGCCACGGAUAUAUCCUUGAAUGUCAUAACGGCAAUAUUUUGGGAACUCUCAACUUCGAUGUUACAGAAAGCAAUUAGUAACUAGUCGAUUUCGGUAAGUUACAGACUAAGGGACGACCUCAAACACGAUAUCUGUAUAUCAGGUGAGAAACAAAGUCGUAACAGAUCGAAAUCUUUACUAUAGAGUCUCUCGAUCGCGCUUGUGAGAUGAUUUUCGCACGUCCACCGUUCGACUCUUCGCCAGAAAAAUUAUCAAUUUCAACUACUUAGCAUGAAGAUUCAGGCAGAGAGUCCCGUGAUUGUAGCAGCAAGAAAAGUUCGAUUCCAUGAUAAUUAGAUUAACGUAGUACGUUGUAAUUACACAAACGCUCAAAUUUUAGAUGAUUUAAAUAUCUAAAUCUAAAAAAAAAUAGGAAUAGAAUACCAUGAAUACGUUUAAGAGAUAAAAUUGCAAAAUGAUUUAGAAUCUUUGCCACGAAUGGAUUACAAAUGAAUUAAAAAUUUUUACUCUUCAGCAACAAGAUUAAUCGCACGCGAACCCGAACGCGAAUAUGAUGAAUAAGUAUUUGUCCAAAAAUAUAUUAAUGGCAAGAAUACCUACCACGAGUACGUUUAAGAGACAAAACUGCAAAAUAAUUUAGAAUCUCUGCCGCGAAUCUCUGUUAAUCGAAUACGAUUGUCAAAUUGUUAAUUUUCCUGUUCAACAAUAAGAUUUGGGCAGAAAUUUUUAUACUAAUAAUAUAGAAAAAAUUUGAAUCGAAAUUUUUUUCAGAGAAGUCUCAAGGGGAAACAAAUAACGAUAUAAUGCAGAAUUAAAAAGCUGGUGACAAUUUAUGUGAAAAAUCUGUAGGAUAGAAAUAGUAAUAUAGAAGAAAUUUACACAAGAGAGAAAGCAUCAAAUUUUUUCGCACAAUAUAUAGACCAGAUGUCUGAUAACAUUGAUGACGAAGUGGUGGUCGUAGAAAUCGCUACAGCGAAAAAAUACGUGAAAACCUUAAUAUCCAAACUUCCUGAUAUGAUAAAUGAUAAGCCGGAAGUAAUGAUGCGAAGAUAUAAACAUGUAUUGACCAUGAGCGAAAACACCAUUAUGGCAAAUUAUUUUGUAAAUCAUCCAAAUAUAUUGCAAGAAAUGUUGAAUGCUGUGAACAGUAAACCAGAUGUUGUUGAAAUAGUGAUUUGUAUUAUUAAUAAUGUAUGCAGCAAGGAUGAAACAAUGAUUCUCAUAAUAGGCAAUGACCUAAGUUUUGUAUCAUCUAUCCUAAGUCAUUUGGAAUCCAAACACGAGUUGCUACAAUUGAGUGUUCUGAGAUUCUUAAAAGUAGCAGUGCACACGAUCCGAAACAAUUGUGCACCAAGUUGGUUGAGGUGUGCAUCAGGGCACUUGAAGAAAAAUGAAUCUCUUGGACGCUCUAUACUCGUUAUACUUGAGUUUGAAUUUACCGAAUCUAAUGAAAAGUUAAUAGAAACAGUCAUUGACCUGGUCAAGGAAAUGGCUGAGACAAAAUUGAAUCGAUCUGCAGACGGUAAUUCGAAUCAAUCUAAUUUUCUAGAGGAAAUACAUGUAAAUGGAGUCUCUAUCAAUAUAAAUGAUAUAAUUUAUAAAAUAACGAUCCGUUGCAAGCAAAUGGUAGAAUGGAAACGUAAAAGAGAGAAACAGAUAAAUUUAGAGCUUACCUACAAUUGGCUAUCAAUAAUGACGAUUAUGAAAACAAAGAUAGCUGUGUUUUACAAUGAAUUGAAUUUACACGGCGUAAUAGUGGAAUGCUUAGUUUGUGUUUUCAAUCCAUACCGGGAAGUUUUACUUUCAGAACUAAUAACUGAUAAACGACCUAAAAUUAUUGAUUUAAUUUCCAAAUAUGCAUACCUAUUGCCAUAUUUGGAAUACAAUUUGUCACAUCGCAUAAAUAACAUUUUGAUGCGCACAAUUUCAAGUCUUAAAAUAGUUUUAGGUGUAGUAUCAAAAACACUGAAAUCAGAUUCUGACAAGUUUUUAGACGCUCUGAAAAAUGAUAACAAAUUAACAAUUCUAUUGUACGAUCCAGCUUAUAGUAUAAGUAAUCCAAAAGCAACACGGUUAUUAAAUUUACAGUUGUCAUUACCUAACUUGUUAAGAAACCUGGAGGAAGCCUGGUUGAACAUGGUUAAACAUCUGUAUAAAUCUUCUAUAAAAGAUCUCGUACUCUUAAUUGAACCGUUUUAUGACGAAAAGGAUUAUUUCUUGCAGUUGCUUGUUCAUAAACGUAUAUUAGAUGAAAAGUCGGUGAAAAAGAUUGAGAAUAAGAUAAAUAAAAUAAUAUUGUUAUUCGGAGUAAAUGAAGAGAAAUAAAAAAAAAAUAAA